Capronia epimyces CBS 606.96 is the source of this 3189-nucleotide messenger RNA. RefSeq lists its product as uncharacterized. The record is from RefSeq and is a predicted model, not a curated record. Gene Ontology annotation, cellular component: nucleolus. Gene Ontology annotation, molecular function: rDNA binding; transcription factor binding. Bases 1 to 3189 code for a protein of 1062 amino acids. Lineage: Eukaryota; Fungi; Ascomycota; Eurotiomycetes; Chaetothyriales; Herpotrichiellaceae. The transcript has 2 exons. Gene Ontology annotation, biological process: regulation of DNA-templated transcription.
AUGUCGAAAAAGCGGAAGAGAGAAGUCGACGUCGAGCUCGUCAAUGUCUAUGAGCAGCUGGCCGACGACAAAGAGUCUGUCCGUCUCAAGGGCGCCCAUACUCUAGUGUCGACAAUCUUCAAGCCCGGCGUCACCAGCCACGAGCAGACCCGCACCAUCCUGACCCGUCUCUUCCGGGGUCUAUGCAGUGGACGCAAGGCGGCUCGUCUUGGUUUCUCCGUCGCCCUGACCGAACUGCUCUCGCAAUUGCCCUUGGGCCCCGAAGCAAACACGGAAGACCAAGACCACUUGUCGGUCUCUGCCCUGAUCGACAUCCUCGAGGCUCAGACUGUCCCAGAAGGCGGCACGACUGGCCAGGAUGAACGUGAUCACUACUUCGGGCGAGUAUUUGGCGCCGAUGCUGUCUUGAAGGCCGGCAUACUCUGGAAGAAGCCCGAUCCCGAUCUGGCGGCCUGGAAGCGCCUCCUGGAUCUGAUCUGUGGCGUGGCAACAAAGAAGCCCUGGCUCCGGCGGGAAUGUGGAUGGAUCUUAGCCACCUGCCUUGCUUCCAAUCGUGACAGCUUACCAGAUGCGUUUGCAGUCGAGGUAAUUGAAAGGCUAGCCGCCCAUAAACUGGUCCGCACCCCCGAAGGAGUUGCCAUAUGGUUGACGGCAGAGAGACUGUUUCCCGCUGCCAAGCUGCCAAAAUGGGUCUGGAAGAACGGCGACCCGUUGGCGAAGAAGGAUGUCAAUGUGCUGGCCGAUGUUCUCAAAGAUGCUCGAGCACAAUCGGACCAAGCAGACAAGGAGCUGGAACCUCAGGGCUCGGCGAGAUGGUCAGCCAGCCUACAUUUUGCCUGGGAUGUUGUGCUGGAUGAGUUGUUUCGAGAAGAUGCCAAAGACAAACCCAACAGGAUCUCGUUCAACCUGUUCUGGGACACGGCCGUGGAUAAAAGUCUUUUCUCGCCAUCCAGCAGCACUGAGAGGAGAUCUUGGGGGUUCGCUGUCUGGACGAAAGUGUUUGAGAGAGCUCCCCAGAAACUGCUGCAGUACACGUUCACACCUCAAGCCACGCAUUAUUUGGCCAAUUCCCUCAAGAGUCCGGAAAGAUAUCUCCAGAAACACGCAUUGAAAGUCGCCCAGAUCUUUCACACCCGCCUAGUUGCCGAUGAUGACAGUGCUCCUGGGUUUGGGCUGGCGGGUGCCUGCGUCCGGGCUCUCCUGGAGAGUGUCUCGUAUGGUGACUUUGACCAACUUACGAAGUCCAAGACUUUCCAAAGCCUGGUGGACGUGAAUGAUCCUCGUGUCCUGAACGCUAUCCUGUUGACUCUAGAAUCACUGCUCAGAACGUCACGGCCUGACGAGGACGACAAGGCGACCUUGACUCGGCAGAAGACCAUCAUCAGCCUAGAAUCCAAAUUGGUCUCGGCCUUACUGCGAGGUUCAGAACAAAAAGCAAAACCAGAGCGCACCAUCGACGAGCACAAGACCCAGCUUGCGAAAACAAUUACAGGCUCUUGGGCCGGACAAGUGACCCAUUUGGAUGCUUCGACGAAGAAUGGCCAUGGCGAUGGCCUCAGAGCUGCCAUCCUACCCGAAGCACUAGAGUUCAUGAAAGAGCGCCUUGCUUUGGCUUUCGAACAAGCACUGAGGCUGGGCCCAGCCGGGGCCGACAUCCUGCUGCACACCGUCCUCCAUAUUCACCAGCUAGAACAGAGCCUGAAAUCGAGGCCGUCUAUGUUCGACGAUGGUAUCGCAGACAUCGUGCAGGAAGGUUGGCGCAAGCUCGCGAGUAUCCACACCACGUUCGCCGUGUCCAGCCAGGUCCCGGUCAAGAAGCCGACAGAACGCCAAAAGGGCGCCAAAGCUGCUAACGAUACUGCCACCGAGACUUUCCCGACAUUUUCAGAUGGCUUGUGCCUGUUGUACUCUGUGGUGCUCUUUCAGAUCUACCUCGGAGAAAGUGACGCGGUGGAAAUACUGCAGGAGCUCCUUCAACACCACCAGCGUUUGGAUUCGAAGAAGCACAGCAAAUCCGACAGAGGUGUAGAAGCCGAGUCGAUUGAUGCCAUUGUCGAGAUAAUCCUCAGCUUUUCCUCCAAGCCGUCCAAGUUCCUGAGACGGAUCUCGGUCCAAAUCUUCGACGCUUUUGCUCCACACAUCACGGCCCAAGGGCUCGAAUCGUUGUGUCGGGUUUUGAAAACGAAAGAGAACGCUCAGGGCCAGCAAGAAAUGUUCCAAGCAGAAGACGUCGUCAUGGAGGAUGGGACGAGCGUUGACUCGGACGUGGAGGAACUCGACUCUGACGUAGAGGUUGAAUCCGUGUCGGACGAAGACGAAUCUGGCGAAGAUGAAGAUUCGUCGUCCGAGUCCAGCGCAGAGUCGGCAGCCACGUCGGACGACGACGACGACGAGGAUGGAGAAGACGAGGAAGAUGGGGAAGAUGGGGAAGAUGAAGAACUAGCCAAAUUUGACGCCGCGCUGGCGUCUGCUCUCGGCACUCGACGACUCGACCAAGACGACGUCGCGGCCGAUGGCGACAGCUCCGACUCAUCGGAUGCAGACAUGAACGACGACGAAAUGAUGGAGCUGGACACGAAGCUGGCCGAGGUUUUCCGGGCGCGGAACGAGCAACAAUCCAACACGCACAAGAAAAAGACGGCCAAGGACGCGCGAGAGAACGUGGUCAACUUCAAGAACCGCGUGCUCGACCUGAUCGACUCGUACCUGAAGCACCAGCAGCACAACGCCCUGACCCUCGACCUGAUCCUGCCGCUCCUGACCCUGGUGCGCAGCACGCGCACCAAGCAAUUGGCCGAUCGCGCAUGCAACAUGCUCCAACAGUUCUGCUCUCGCGCCAAAGGGGCCAAUGUGCCGGAUCUGACAGCGGCGGCGAAGGCAGAGGCCAAGGCGGAGGCAAAGGCAGAAUCCAAGAUCAAGAUCGCUCAUGCCCUCGACACGCUGAGAGCCAUCCACGCCGAAGCGGGAAAGGAGUCGUCCAACCUCCAUUCCAGCGUCGCCGGCCAGACGAGCAUUCUUGUGGCCAAAGCCGUGGUCAAGGCCGACCCGAGCCGCGUCCGAGACCUGGUGGACGUCUACGCGGAGACCAGGCUGCGCCAGUUGACCGACAAGCGGUGCCGAGUCGUCCCGGGUUUUUUUACUGAUUGGAACAAUUGGUGUCAGAGUGUGAGGGAGAAGUUGGCAAGUUGA